Messenger RNA from Colossoma macropomum (tambaqui), 6009 nucleotides. RefSeq lists its product as uncharacterized. The record is from RefSeq and is a predicted model, not a curated record. Gene Ontology annotation, biological process: positive regulation of Arp2/3 complex-mediated actin nucleation; actin cytoskeleton organization. Gene Ontology annotation, cellular component: cytoskeleton; SCAR complex. Bases 275 to 1894 code for a protein of 539 amino acids. NCBI's taxonomy places the organism in Eukaryota, Metazoa, Chordata, Actinopteri, Characiformes, Serrasalmidae. Gene Ontology annotation, molecular function: Arp2/3 complex binding; protein kinase A regulatory subunit binding; actin binding. The transcript is spliced from 10 exons.
GCUGCUGCUGCCAGGGAAACACACACUGAUUGUGCGCGUACACACAAACACACACACGCGAGAGGCAGCGAGCAUCAGUCAGAGAUUCACACACACCCCAAAACCAGACCCUCUCUGCUGUCUUCAUCUGUUAGUGCGAGAGCCGUGGAGCGCAGGAGGCGAUGUAAAACCAAAACAAAGGGCGAGAACGAAGAGAGGGACGAAUCUGCGAGGCACAGCAUCGUCUGCCUGCCUUUCUGUCUGUCUGUCUGCCCCUGCACAGCAGUAGUGAGCCAUGCCGCUGGUAAAGAGGAGUAUUGAGCCCAGGCACCUGUGCAGGGGAGCUCUGCCUGAUGGAGUCACCAGUGAGCUUGAAUGCGUCACCAACAGCACCCUGGCUGCCAUCAUCAAACAGCUCGGCAGCCUCAGUCGUCAUGCGGAGGACAUCUUUGGGGAGCUGUUUAAAGAAGCCAACAGCUUCUACCUGCGGAUGAACCACCUGCAGGAGCGUGUAGACCUGCUGGCUGUCAAAGUCACCCAGCUGGACUCCACUGUGGAGGAAGUUUCUCUGCAGGACAUAAACAUGAGGAAGGCAUUCAAGAGCUCCACCACUCAGGAUCAGCAGGUGGUGUCCCGAACCUCCAUCCCCAACCCCGUUAUGGAGAUUUACCAUCAUGGAGACAAACCUCCUCCACUCAAUAUCCUCAGUCCAUACAGAGAUGACAAAAAGGAUGCAUUGAAGUUCUACACUGACCCCUCCUACUUCUUCAACCUGUGGAAGGAGAAAAUGUUGCAAGCCACAGAGGACAAGAGGAAAGAGAAGAGACGACAGAAGACAAGCGCUCCAGCCCAGGCUCACUCGGCCCAGUCUAAGUCCAGGCAGGUCCAUCCUAGAAGCCCCCUCUGCUCCGCUGAGCAACAGAAGCAGGUGGAAGAUCCAAGUCGGGUGGUAAAGAAGGUUCGGAAGGCUCGCAAUCGCAGGCAGGAGUGGAAUGUUUUGGCAUAUGAUAAAGAAUUUCGCCCCGAUGCUCGAUUCACACCCUCUCCAUACCACGGCAUGUCCUCAGAGGGGUCACUCUCGCCUGACAGCAGGUCAGUGGCGUCAGACAUGGGUGAUCACUCGUACCCUGGCAGCCCGAGCCGGCCAGUGCAGCAGACAGCUCCCUCCAGCACGUACUCCAGCAGUGAGGGGAAGGAGCUUCUCCUGGCCCCGACACAGAGCCAGACGCAGAGCCUGGAGCAAGGCUACAGGCCCUCAGGCACACUGUCCACUCCAGCAGGCAGACAGACACUGGGCAGGGUCCAAUCUUCACACGGCUCCACAGCCACAGAUUCAGCCCUCAAUGGCCCUCGGCCCACACAGGCUAAAGACUACAGUGGUCCGCAAGUACAGCAUCCAGAGUACUUCAUCCCCCCUGCCCCUCCUCCCCCUCCUCCCAUCAUCCCUUCAGCUCAGACGGCUUUCGACAGCCCCUCAGCCCCAUCCUCACUGCCCCCAAGCGCUGUGGCCUCACUGUCCCGCUCCUACAGCCCCUCACCCCCAACCCCUGCCCUUCCAGCCUCAUACACCCCCUCCCCUGCCCACCCACCACCUGCUGCCCCACCUCCACCCCCUCCCGGACCCCCCACUCACCCACACCCUCACACACACAGCCUGCCCCAAGCUCCGGCCGAGGCGGCGGCCCCCAGGAAGGGCCCAGUUCCCUUGAUCCCCAUGAGCGAUGCACGCAGCGACCUGCUUGCCGCCAUCAGACGAGGUAUACAGUUGAGAAAGGUGCAGGAGCAGAGAGAGCUGGAGGCUAAGAAAGAGCCAGUGGGCAACGAUGUGGCCACCAUCCUGUCCCGCCGCAUCGCCGUGGAGUACAGCGAAUCAGACGAGGACUCCGAGCUGGACGAGAACGAGUGGUCCGACUGAGGGAAGAGGAGAGAGAGGGAGACACCAGCAGAUGAGAAAACAGGAGGGGGAAUGAAGGGAGAGGAUGAGAGACAGAAGGAGGAAUGAAGGGAAAGGAUAAGAGGACAGAAGGAGGAAUAGAGGAGAGGAUAAGAAGAUAGAAGGAGGAAUGGAGGGAGUGGAAGUGUGGGAUGGAGAUUUUCCGGACUGCGUAACUUGAUGUAGCAGACAGAUGCUUUUCUCAAAGCAGAACCGAAGCCCCCAGUCUUUGUGCAUGUCAUCAUCCACAAGCAGCAGAAGCUUAAGAUUGUUAUAGUAAUACAUGAUCACUUGGGCAGUUGCAGCUAUUAUAAGAUUCAGUAUUUUAAAGAUGAGUUAAAGUAAAAUGUUGUAUAGUUCUUGUAUAGUGUUCAGCAGGUUGACAGAUUGUUAGGCCACACAUACAGGCACAGGUGGCAGCAUUCAGAUUAUGAUAGGGUUGCGCUGAUACAACUUUUUCUCUCCCAAUACUGAUUUCAGUAUCUGAACUCAUACUGUCAACCGAUCCGGGUCUCUGGCAUUCUGGUUUUGUAGUAGAGAAGUACAUAGACAUACAGUAGAGGCUAUUAUUGUCCUGAUCUCAUCCAAAGGAUCUGGAUCUGAGCUGGUCAAGGCAUCCUUUAAUGGAUAAGGUAUCAGUUAUUUUGAGCCAAAUCUAUUUCCAGUCCUUUUUUUGCGUUCUGCACCACUGUUGUAGAGGUGAAGUAAACAAGCAUCUCCAACAACCUGCGGAGAUGAGGCAUGUUUUCAGAAGUUUACAGAGAUCUAAUUGUCUGGCUUGUGAAAUUAUUUUACAGUGGAAUAUGACAACUCUGCAGUGACAGUGGCUUAGCUGUGUUUGAGCUAGACGCAUUGCAUUGAACGCUGGCACAUAACAUAUUAGAGAGCAGCUAUUGCUAUAGCCUAUUUUUGCCACUUACCAUGAGUAGCAUGCCACUAGAAGCACAUACAAAAAACACCAUGUUUUUUACUCGCAACUGGAGGAAAACUAGUUGCAGUGUUCUGCCUUACCAGACAGCGCGUUUCUUGACAGAGUACGCUGUGCACAGAAAGUGAAGAGAUUUCACUGCAGAGUAUUACAGUAGCAGAAUCAUCAGAUAGGUCUCAGUAGAUCGUAACAAAUAUUAAGACAUACCUAGUAGAGGCUAAUGUACCAUGAUUUACCACUGUUUUUAGGAUUGUGUAAAUGAAUAAUGUUGCAGAUCAAAUGUAGAUCCGUCACAAGGUUAGUAUCGGUGCUGAUACCGAGCCUGUUUAUCAGAUCAAAGCUAAAUUUUGUAAUGGAAAUUUCUAAUUGGAACAAAGUCUCUUAGGUUUUGUCACAGCUUACAUUACUGAGUGUCCCCAGCAGGAUGCAGCCCACAGUCCAUGACUCUUUUGCAAUCAGUCACGCUCCGUGUGUUGUUGCCGUCUGCUCAGUUCACAGCUCCUCACCCUCACUUUCAUUCUCUCCAUCUCUCUUCUUCACUUUUUUUUUCCUUGCCGUUCUUCGCAAUUUUCUCUCUCCUCUCCGAGAUGGACAGCUGUGACAUCAGUAACAGCAUUGAGAAGAAGCAGCUGGUUUGCUGGUCAUUCGUGAUGUGGCUGAGGACUCUUCCGAAAGAAAAACAGCCUGAAAAAGUGUGUUACAGGCUAAAAGCUGUUCAAAUGUACACACACACACAAACAUACACUUUCCAUCAAGAACAGUUCUGAUUUUCACUCUUUGCCCUCUUGGAAGUCAUACCAAAAAUCUGAGUUGCUUAAAUAAUGGACCUAUCUGUGCUCCGCCCACUGAUGUGUUCUUUUGUAGCAUGUGUGACUAGAUUAGACAGGUUUUACACAAUGUUGGCCAAAAUUCUCUUGAACCAAAUGAGAUAUUUGUGAACAAGUUUGUACCAGAUUACCUCCAAUUAGGAUGUAUUAUUCAUGUCAUAAUUUGUAUUAGGGCUGUGCAGUAUAAUGGUAAUAAAGUAUACUGCGGAAUUAAAAAUGGUGCUGGUUUUUCAAAAUUAUGAUGUGAAAUUUUUAUUCCACAUCUAAACAGCCAAAUAAACCCACUUAAAUUUUAGAGGGGCUCACUAACUGGUGGUGAGGGAGCUCACCAAUAGGUGGCGCUGAUAGAAAGAGGGGGGAAAAUUAGAGCCACAAGAAACCUCACAAAAACUAAGCAUGAUACGACGAAAAAGAGCUACAAACACCACAUGAUUUCAGCUUUCACUCUAACAGCAGUCACUUAACUCUGCACUCUGAGAUAUCCUUUAAAUGGGUGUCAUUUUAGCAACAGAAAGCUGGAACCAAGUCUGUGCUGUGAUGUGUGUGGCAUUUGGCCUAAUGACUAAGCUAAUGUUAGCUUAGCCAAAACACUGCAGUCCCAAAAUGUCACUCCAACACGAGUCACUCCACUUUCGCUCUCUCAGACAUUAGUUUUUAUCAUCUACACUCAACUACAUACUGUGGUGUAUGGCAUUAGCAUUCUGCUAACUAAAGCAAAUAUACAAGUUUAGAUGAUAAUGAUUCAAAUUUUAGGGAGUGAAGUCCAGUAACUGGCGUUUUUAAAUUAAAUACGUUCUGUAGUUUUUGGAUCUGUAGCCCAAUCGGCUAACUUAACGUUACCAGGCUACAGAACCAAACACCACACAGUGUGUUUAAUUUUGUCUUUCUGUCCUUCCAACGACAGUUACUCGACUUCACUCCCUAAGAUUUGAAUCAGUAUCAUCUAAACUUGUGUCGGUACUUAGUUAGCAGAAUCAAACAUGUUCUGUGGUGAGCAGAGCUGUUAUUGUGCUAGCUAAGCAAAUACUAACCAGCUCUUCCUAUUUUUCUAUGCUUCUAAAGGCUCACAGUUAAGACAGAUUGAAUAUAGAUUGUUUUUCGUGUAAUCAUGCUAAAAUUAGCAUGUUAGCAUAACAUUUUAAACUGGAAGCUCAACAUUAUGUAGCAACAGGAAACAAAGCAUGCUACAGUUUCUCAAUAGGUUGAAUGGAAUUUUAGCCAAUGUUCUGUAAAGCUUGCCCAGCCUAGCAACAGUUGCUAUGAAAGCACGCAUUUGUGGGUGGAGCAUGGAUAGGUCAAUUCAGUCUGAGGUGCCAAUGCAUCAAUAUCUGUGGGCCACUUGCUCAUGUAGAGCCUAAAAAGACAACAAAAGUCUACCUAGAUACAUAAACUCUGAUUUUUUUUUGGUUUAUUUUCAUGGAAUAAUUUAUCUUUUACAAUAUUUCAGCAAAGGAUAUUAUUACACUGUAAAGACAAUCUGGGUUAUAUAUUACUUACACGAUAUGCUUCCUUUAAAAAAGUUUUAUUUUGUGAAAUGAUAUAAUUUAGGAUAUCUUUAAUGCUAAACUGAUGAUUUAAGAUUGGGUGUGUUUUGUUUCUCAUACCUUAAAGCAUUCUCUCUUUUUGGAAGUACUCUGAAUACCUACAGUAGAUUUGCAGUGCAUUGUAUUGAUGAUACAUCCUACAUAGGAAUUUUUAAAGUAUUACUCUGCACAUCUUUUACUGUUUUUCUGUGUAGCAUUCCAAAAAAGAUAUAACAUUCCACUGUAGGUAAAAAGGGUCCCACUGUCUGCAGUUAUACGGUAAGAUUUCAGAGAUUUUGCUGUAGCAGAAUCUGUACAGUAGCCACAUUUACCAUACAAGCCCAACAGGUGCAUCUCUGUAUUCACAAUAGUAAUGGUUAGACAUGCUUUCACCUGUUUUGACUGAAGAAAGUUUGAGGUGAAUUCCAUUGCCUUUUAGUUUCUUUCGGUGCUUUCAUUUAAUUUUUUUUUUGAGAAACUAAAGUGUACAGAAUGAGAGCACCUAAAUAUUUUAGCUUUCUUUUAUUUAUUUGCUUAAAUUUGCCAGUCAGCUGGCUGCACAAAAGAGGAAGCAUCAACUUACACUUAAUCUAAACCUUUAGCUAUAUAAAGACUUGUGUGUAUGGCCUGCAGUUUGUAUGUAAAAUGUCUUCUGUGUUUUAAACAGUGUGUUAUAUAGAAUUUUGGUAAAACUGCUUGUAAAGUGAUUUUGCUGAUCUGAAUAACAGACAACAAGCAUUUAAUGUGUCUUUAAGAAGAAGCUGUAGGCAAAAUACAGUAUGCAUGUCUCGAUGACCAAUAAAAUAUCACAAAGACACA